Molecule: messenger RNA, 668 nt
Organism: Drosophila grimshawi
Lineage: Eukaryota; Metazoa; Arthropoda; Insecta; Diptera; Drosophilidae
Exons: 1
Coding region: 114-512 (132 amino acids)
Source: RefSeq, a predicted model, not a curated record
ACGUAUAAAUUUAAAAUUUUCCAAAUACUUGCUAAAAAGUAUUCAUCUGAGAGAGGCGUUAUUGCAAAUUCAUAACUUAGCCAAGCCGACGAUAUCUGCACUUGGUGACCGGCAUGUGUCCUAAUCAGCAACAGGAACUCUUGCCUGACUGCCAAAUUUCCAAUCGAAUGUUGAUGUAUUCGAUGCUGCAAUCGCUGCAGGAAGAGAAUCAGGACGCCGAGAAGGUGGACACCCAGUUACGUGAUCGUUUCGAGGUGUUUCGCCAGGUGACGGUCAACUUCCCAAUGCCGCUGCACGCCGGACUCAUCUACGAGUACGUCGACGAUCUAUCCGGUGCGGAAAGCAGCAUCUCGCUGGAGAACAAUACGAGUGGAUCGAGUGACAACAUGUCCAAUGAAAGCAGUAGCUCCAACUUGUUCGCUCACUGUGAUUACAACAAGGAUGCUGUGCGCAGUGCUCUGGAAGAGGAACAGGAAGAGAAACAAUUACUUGACCGCGAUGAAGCAACCUGAACAAAUCGUCUAGUCAAGAAAUGCGUAAAUAAUGUGCAGCACUUGUUAUUUUUGCUGUAAAAGCGCGAUAAAUGAUGUUAAUCACAACGAAAGUAAAAUUUACCAUUAACUAAAAAAAAAAAAGAAAACGAAUUAGCUUAGUACAAGCACACACAC